CAUAAAAUAUAUCAGACAUCUUAUAAACUACAUGUAAAUAUAAAAACGGCGUGCCAUACAAUAAGAUAAAUACAUGUAUAUGUUAUAAACUAUAUAUAAGAUAUCUUAAAAACUUUAUAAAAUAUUUUACAUAUUAAACAAGAGAUCUUAUAUGUUUUAUAAGAUAUCCAAUAAAAAAUAGAAGAUAUCUUACACAAAACAAAAAAAAAGAAGAAGAAAAAAAAAGAAGAUUUAAUAAGAUAUCUUAUAAAACAUGCAAAAACGGCGUGCCAUACUUUGGAUUAAAACCGGAUAUGUUGUUUCUCCCCGAUGUUGGUUUGACAAUUACCAUGAAACAAAGCGAUGGAUUAUAAACUUCAGUUUGAUGUUUUUUGAUUGCUAACUAGUCUCUGUGAAUAUUAGAAUUUGUGUAAAUAUGAUGGAAAAGAAAGUGAAGCUGAAGACGGUGAAUCCCCACAUUACCUGCACACUGUGUAAGGGAUAUCUCAUCGAGGCCACCACCAUCACAGAAUGUCUUCAUACGUUUUGCAAAAGUUGCAUUGUGAGAUACUUAAAGGAAAAGAAAAACUGUCCCAAAUGUGACAUCCUUAUACAUCAAAGUCACCCACUCAAUUAUAUCAGUCAUGACAGAACAAUGCAAGAUAUUGUGUAUAAAUUGGUUCCAAAUUUACAAGAGAGAGAAAAGAAGAGACAUCAAGAGUUUGCUGCCAAGCAUGGUCUCUCAGAGGAAGCCAAGGAAGAAACACCUGGACAAUCCACAGAAAAAGAGAAGGAGGAGGAGGGUGCAGAAAAAGAUUACCAUAGAAAUGAUGAACAGGUCAAGGUGUGUCUAGAGUGCAAAGGGAACCUCAAGCACCUCAAGAAGAAGUACCUCCGAAUCUCCUCACAGGCCACCAUCUGUCACCUCAAGAAGUUUGUGGCUCUGAAGAUAUUCAAUGAUAUCACCAAAUAUGGGGAUGUGGAAAUAUUGUGCAAUGAUGAACUUUUAGGAAAAUCUCACACACUAAAAUUUGUGGCCGUUACAAGGUGGAGAGUGAAGUGGAGCAGAUGUGCCUUUGACUCUUCACUACAGAAAGAAACUGAUAGAUUUAUGAUCGGCACACAUUGGAUUUCGGGAAUAUUAUCGUACAUUAGAGAAUCUGACAUGGCAGCAAAGACAGACCGUAGGAAAAUGCCGAAAAGGGCAAAACUUAAUGAUUCAUCAGAAGUGGUUGUGCCAAGUUUCGAUCACCUCUCCAUUAUGAAGGAAGGUUUGGAUAAAGUUCGGCGAAAGGUACCCAAAACUUCACGCCCGAAACCUCUUGUUGCUGAAGUUUUGGUUCGUCGGACAAGAAAAAAAGAGAAAAAAUGCAUCAGCUAUGCCGUCUUAAAACGCGCUAACGAAAAUUUCAAUCUUCAAUCUGUCGACGCCAUUAAUUACGCUGGGCCCAGAUUUGACUCAAAUGGAACAUUCAUUUCUCAUAGCAUUCUGGGCAGUCUGGAUGAUUUCAAAAAGGAGGCACAAGAGAAGGGAGAAUUUAAAGAACUGUACCAGGCGAGCAGCAUCAAAAUCCCAGCCACAAAACAAACUGAGACACCCUGUUCUUCCCUGAAGGUCUGGAAAGACAGGGUGAAAGAAUGGAAUUCGAUGCAUAGGUUCUUAGUGAAGAAGGUAAAAAAGCCACUAGAGGACCUGUUAAUGAUCACUCCAAGCGAGCAAGUGGAAAUCGUUAAUCAGCGCAGGAUGAUCAACAUGGCAUUGGAAGCAAGAGCAAGCGGCUAUGGCCAAAAGAGAAAGAAUGCGAGUUUCUUCAAGCUUUGUGAGAAUAUUGGUGGUUCAGAAACUCCUGUCUUUUACUCUUUUAAUAAAUCUAUCACAGGAGAUCGCACCUCAGCUGAGAUUACAGGCAAUACAUACAUCACUGACCAAGAGAAAGGAACGUGUUCUACAGUCAGAAGAAGCUAUCCCGUGUAUCAUACUCCGUACUUACAGGCUAAAAUAUUAGAUGUCCAAGAACAUAUCAACAUGUUAGUGCCUCAUUAUCCGGUUCUUAAAGAUUUACAAAUUGUCGGGGAAGUUACACCAAUGAAAAAGCAGCAUGCAACAACCAACUCUUCCCAUGAAGCAGAUUUACGUCCAUCUAUUACCGUCCAUUUUCCAGAUAUUUGUCGGGAUUCCGAGUCGAAACGUUCACAUACGUUGAAUGGGCCAGCUAUAAAGAUCGAAAACCAAGUAUCAAAGUGGAAAGGACAUGGUUUCUCCCGGAAAGGCAAGCCUGGUAUUACUGUCUCAGUCCUCUUUGAUGGAUUUCAGACAGAAACCCUACAUCAGACUUUACGGAUAGAAAACACCGGAAGUACGAGUCUUGUCUACGUUUGGAAGAAAAUUCCUGCUAAGUUUUUGAGUGAAAUUCCUCGACCAAAAGCACAACGGUUCUUCUUUCUCUCUGAGUCUGGUGUGUUGGCUCCCGGGGAGAUUCUCGUGCUUCCUGUAAUAUGUAAAUCCAGCACUGUCGGGUUCUUUUGUGAAACGUGGGUCAUAGAAACUAAGCCCGUUUUAGAUCUUGGAGCAGAUAUCAUCGUUAAAUUUAAGGCUGUGGUUCAUAGUCGAGAAAACUAUAUGGGGGAUUUUGUCAAAACUGAAGAGAAGUUGUUGCAAAACAAGGCAAAGACAAUUGUAUCCGAUAUUUUGGACAGACUUGUAGAAAGUAUUUGCUCUCCCGACCCCCCUUCGUCUCCGACUGAAGAGCUUUCACCAGAAAAACAGUUCAAGUUUGAAAAUCCGGGGUUGUCAUAUCACGGUUCUACGAUGCGAAAAAUGGAGAGGUACCACGACUUCUUAAUGGACAACGUAUCGAUCAUUCCUGCUACCUACAAGAAUUUCUCCGUGGUAAAUCUUAGACGAGCCGUCAUAAUAAUGACAGACCUUGAGGAAGAUGAACUAGAGGACCCAAGCCCCCUAACAGCGGAAAUGGAUGAGGACUGGGACUACACUAAAAGGAGACUCUUAUGGAGAUACUUACGACAAAUAAACAGCCUCUGUUGUACUUGGCCAGAACCAGCAGUAGACUUGACCACUUCUAAGUAUCUCUGCUGUUCCAGCUUAUUGGCUUCAGCUUUUGAUCGCUUUUGUGAUCUUUCUACUCAGAUAGCCAUCUCCAUGAAUCUCCCUCUCCAAAAUACAAAGGAAGAGAUAACAGUUAAUCACAACGACAAAAAGCGAACCAGUUCCCAAGGUGAUUCUAAAUUUGGUAUACAGACGGCGUCAUCCAAAAGUCGACACCGGAAGUCAACGCAUAUGCAACCGUCUGAGGACGUCCUGAAAAGUUUCUGUCCUGUCAACAAACAGAGUGUGGAGGAGGGAAAGUAUGAUGGAUAUCAAGGCAAACUGUAUCAAAUGAUGUAUGCUCAGCUCAUUUUAGCGUUGGAUAAAAUUGCGGUGAUCUGUGAUGAAAAGAGUUAGAUCUUGAACAUGAUAUAUUUCCGAAACUGAAAUGUGAUCAGUUUGUGAAGAGAUAUAUAAUAACUGUUGUGUUAGGUAUAAUACAGUCUGAAUAAUGAAACUCUUUU
Ostrea edulis (European flat oyster) is the source of this 3549-nucleotide messenger RNA. RefSeq names its product MYCBP-associated protein-like. The record is from RefSeq and is a predicted model, not a curated record. NCBI's taxonomy places the organism in Eukaryota, Metazoa, Mollusca, Bivalvia, Ostreida, Ostreidae. The transcript has 10 exons. Gene Ontology annotation, biological process: regulation of transcription by RNA polymerase II. The coding region runs from base 416 to 3442 and encodes 1008 amino acids. Gene Ontology annotation, cellular component: PRC1 complex.